This is a messenger RNA of Oreochromis aureus, 1880 nucleotides long. RefSeq lists its product as uncharacterized. NCBI's taxonomy places the organism in Eukaryota, Metazoa, Chordata, Actinopteri, Cichliformes, Cichlidae. The transcript has 2 exons. The record is from RefSeq and is a predicted model, not a curated record. Bases 895 to 1848 code for a protein of 317 amino acids.
ACAAGCACGCUGUGGGAGAGAGCCAGUGGUUGUUGUAAACAAACUUAUAGCAGCAUCUGUACAUCAUGUUUUUAUAUCCAUAGCAGAAAUCAAAGAACCACAUGAAACAGAAGUAAGAUGAAGCAAACAGGUGUGGAUGUCACUACAAAGGUGUAGGCCCCAGAGUUGGAGCUGCUAACAACUGUGGCUGUGGGAGGGGUUAUUAAAUUAUAUCUACCAGUGAGGGGCAGAUAUAACCCACAAAUUCUAUCCAAUCAGAGCUCCCCCACCGUCUGGCAGCAUGAAGCUGAACAGCGAACAGGUCACGUUGGUGUAGAGAACCGACUUCGUGUUCAUGAAUGUGACCGCAGCUCUGAGGUCCUCCUGAGCUCUUCGUACUGAAACUCUGAGUCAUGUUUUUACUUUUGUUUUCACAUUUGGGGAAUCCCAGGGCAGUUUUUACUUUCAUUUGGUGACUGUCCAGGUACGUUCAUAACAUACAGCUCAUUUAGUCAGCCAGUCAAAGACCUGCAGUGUGGUGGUGUGCCAUGACUAAAGGUACAUUCUAUUCUAUUCUAUUCUACAGGCUGCACAGGGUCAGAGCAGAUGUUUUUGGAGCAGGUAAGGGGACGUUUUUGUCUUUCUGAAAAUUUUCCUUUGCUAGUUUGUCCACAUGAUGAGCAGGGUGGUGUCUAUAACUGCACAUUAAUACAUUAUGGUUUAAAUGUCAUCAACAUUUUUACUAGCCGUUGAGAGCAGGUGAUGCACAUCUAUGAGGACACAGGUGUGGAAAGGCUGUUUGUUGCUUAGGAAAAAAUAAUCUUUAACUGAAUUCUGAUCAAUUUCACUGCAAGCUUUUCAAAAUACCGAAGAUAAACCAAAAGUCUGUAUUUAUGUACCUGAGAUCUGAAAGACAUGUUGUCAAUUUUUAACCACAGGAAGCACCUGAAGGACAACGCUAAAGACAGUCAAACUUCUGAGGAGAUGGAGAGAGACGAGGAACUGGAAAGAUUGUUUCAGAGGUUAGCUGUAUUUACACCCUGCAGAGCAGACAGACUGAGGAGCUGUGAUGAAAGGGAAAGAUUGACAAAGCUGGCAAUGAGAAGCUGCACAGAUGAAGUCACCCUGCAGUGGCUGAGAAAAAACUCUGAUGCCUUCACAGACAUGUUUGACUUUCUGAAGAAACACAUUGAUGAGGAGGAGAAGAAGAACCACAGUGAUAAUGUUCACAUCAGCUUCGUGGCUCAUGGAGCAAUCAAAGACUUCAUGAUCGCAGCCAGCUGUUACCUGCCUCUGCCCACCAUCACUGACGUGCUCCUGUAUUCUCCCUGGAACUGCAUCACUUCUGGUUUAGUGUACGGUGUCGCUACAGGAAAACUGAGGCCUCAGCACAGAGUUUUUUACUGUAGGAAAGAAAAAGGCUGUAUUAUUCCUGAUGACAAACAUCGACCUGUGAACCUGCCAGACCACUGGAACUCACUGAAGAAAGCUGGAGCACAGAUGGUCCCAAACAUCACGGUUAGCCCUCUUCGAGAUGAUGAUGGAGUGUGGGAACACUUUGAGUCUCUCUCAGCUAAACACGGCCCACCAGGAAGGAACCGCAUCGUCAUCCCGUACAACCUCCCAGGACGGGAAUAUGAAAGCAUCCCGUUCUCUGUGGUGACCUUGGCUCUGUCCCUGGUGCUCCUCUCCUCCAGGUUUAAAGGGACUCUUCACUUCUCUGGUUGUCUCGGUGAUCACUCUACUGGACAGAAAUUUGACAGGAAGUAUCUUCAGGAGCAGUACGCCUGCACCAUCGACAACAGCAUGAUGACACAUUCACCUGAAGCUUUCAGGGAGACAGAUGAUGAUAAAUGCCGCUUGUGUUAGACAUGUUUGUGGACGUGUUAGUGUAAAGAUGA